Brassica oleracea var. oleracea is the source of this 815-nucleotide messenger RNA. RefSeq names its product 50S ribosomal protein L27-like. The coding region runs from base 127 to 597 and encodes 156 amino acids. Gene Ontology annotation, molecular function: structural constituent of ribosome. The transcript has 4 exons. The record is from RefSeq and is a predicted model, not a curated record. Gene Ontology annotation, cellular component: ribosome. Lineage: Eukaryota; Viridiplantae; Streptophyta; Magnoliopsida; Brassicales; Brassicaceae. Gene Ontology annotation, biological process: translation.
UUAGCUGACACUUGCAAAUAAGGUUUUUGAGUUGAAGCUCUCUUCCCUCUUGCAGCCGUCCGCCUAAUCGCGCUUCCGUCGCCGUCGCAUAGUAUCGUAAUCCAAAACUUUCCGGUUUCUGAAGAAAUGAAUUUUUUAAACUCAGCAGCAUCCUUAUGCAGAAGAGUUAGUUUAAGGGAACUUAUCACUGAGGUUCCUGCUUACGGUGGCAGUGGCAUCUCCGAUUGUUCUUCAAGUGGGUUGAGUUUGGUGUUAAAGCGUUGGGCUACUAAGAAAACCGCUGGUUCCACCAAAAACGGACGUGACUCUAAGCCCAAGAAUCUCGGCGUUAAGAAGUUCGGAGGAGAGAAUGUGAUACCUGGAAACAUAAUAGUCCGCCAACGUGGGACUCGCUUUCAUCCGGGAGACUAUGUUGGGAUCGGGAAGGACCAUACUCUGUUUGCAUUGAAGGAAGGACGGGUCAGGUUCGAGAAAAACAAGAUAACUGGACGGAAGUGGAUUCAUGUUGAUCCUAAAGGAGGUCAUGUUCUUCACCCUAUCUACACCAAAGCUGCAAUGGCCAAGUCGACUAAGGUGGAGACAGCUUCUUCGUCGUGAAAAGAGAUUGAUCCAACAAUCUAAAGGUGUCUUUCUUACCUUCUCUUGACUAAGAGAUGGUGGUGGUAUCUUAGAACAGCAAACACUCAAUUCAAUAACACGUGCUGUUUUUGUCUAUCUCUUUAGUCUUUGUCUGGAUACUGAUCAUGUGCUUGUUUACGCCAAGGCACAAGUUCAUUUCUUCAAAAGAUUAUCAAAUAUUUUGUUCACAGUUCCAA